Messenger RNA from Etheostoma spectabile (orangethroat darter), 1005 nucleotides. RefSeq names its product salivary glue protein Sgs-3-like. The transcript has 3 exons. NCBI's taxonomy places the organism in Eukaryota, Metazoa, Chordata, Actinopteri, Perciformes, Percidae. The annotation marks the transcript as partial. The record is from RefSeq and is a predicted model, not a curated record.
ACAGCAGCCCCUACAACAGCGGAACAAACCACAGCAGCACCAACGACCGCCGGACCAACAACAGCCACACCAACAACAGCAGCCCCUACUACAGCCGCACCUACAACACUAGCCCCUACAACUGCAGCCUCUACAACUGCAGCUCCUACAACUGCCACACCGACAACAGCCGCAACUACAACAUCAGCACCUACAACAGCAGCCCCUACAACAGCAGCAUCUACAACGGCUGCACCUACAACAGCUGCACCUACCACAGUGGCACCAACGACCGCAAUACCAACAACCGCUGCACCAACUACAGCCGCACCUACAACAGUAGCCCCUACAACAGCAGUACCUACAACUGCUGUACCAACUACAGCCGCUCCUACAACUGCCGCACCGACAACAGCCGGACCAACAACAGCAGCCCCUACAACAGCGGCACCCACAACUGCUGCAUCUACCACCGCCGGACCAACAACAGCUGAACCAACAACAGCUGAACCAACAACAGCAGCACCUACAACAGCGGCACCAACGACAGCAGCACCAACAACCGCCGGACCGACAACAGCCGUACCAACAACAGCAGCCCCUACAACUGCCGCUCCUACACCUGCCGCACCGACAACAGCAGCCCCUACAACAGCAGCACCUACAACGGCUUCACCAACUACAGCUGCACCUACAACUGCCACACCGACAACAGCCGCAACUACAACAUCAGCACCUACAACAGCAGCCCCUACAACAGCAGCAUCUACAACGGCUGCACCUACAACAGCUGCACGUACCACACCACACCUACAACAGCAGCCCCUACAACAGCAGUACCUACAACUGCUCAGCACCAACAACCGCCGGACCGACAACAGCCGUACCAACAACAGCAGCCCCUACAACUGCCGCUCCUACACCUGCCGCACCGACAACAGCAGCCCCUACAACAGCAGCACCUACAACGGCUUCACCAACUACAGCUGCACCUACAACUGCCGCACCGACAACAGCUGCACCUAA